Molecule: messenger RNA, 7244 nt
Organism: Aricia agestis (brown argus)
Lineage: Eukaryota; Metazoa; Arthropoda; Insecta; Lepidoptera; Lycaenidae
Gene: asp
Product: protein abnormal spindle
Exons: 8
Coding region: 149-7030 (2293 amino acids)
Biological process (GO): establishment of meiotic spindle localization; mitotic cell cycle; spindle organization
Cellular component (GO): spindle pole
Molecular function (GO): protein binding
Source: RefSeq, a predicted model, not a curated record
UUUCGAAUUCAAAAGCAAAAUUGUUUUGGAUCGUACGUUUGUUUCGUAAAAUUGAGAUGAAAAAUAAAUGUUUAUUGUGGAUCACAAUACAUGGAUUGUUUUAGUUUUGUAAUAAUAUUACAUUGAUGUACAUACACAUACAGUGAAAAUGUAUUUUGAGAUUGAGAAUACGCCUGAACACUUAAAAAGGGCUAGGAAAAAGGAAGUCGUUCAAAAUGCCUCUCCAAAAGAAGAAUGUCCACGACUUAUACUGGCCCCAUUUUCUCGGCCUCCCCAAGUUGUGUUCGAUAACGUUCUUAUAGGAACAUCAUGCCAGAGGGAACUAGAAAUAUACAACCCAACGAAACAGACCCAGCAGAUAACACUUGGCAAAUCUCUGCCACCUGGUCUGGUUAUUGAUCUCCUUGGAGAAUGGCUGGUGGUGGAGCCGGAGACUUGCUACUGCUUGACAAUGAUAUGGACUCCAAACCAGCCAACAGCUCUGCGUGAAACCUUGAGGUUUACAAAUGAAAAUAGGGGCAGAUAUGAUGUGAUAAUUGUCUUGAAAGCUGUGCUGAAUGUUAAAAGAAAAAAUGGUCAACCAAAACUUAAAGUCUCUCCAGGAAAAAUCAAAAAGAAGUCAUCAAAAAAAUCUCCUGUAGCUAUAAUUAGAAAAAAAUCUGAAAUUAUUUACAACACUACAAAACUUAAAACAGUAAAUGUUGUGCAGACAAAACAGUAUGAAGUUUUUAAAUCCAGUAACAAGGAAAAUUUGUCAAUGCAGUAUGAUCAGUUUAUGAAUUCCAACAGAAGACAUUGUCCUUUUGACUCUCCAUCCAGUGCAGAUCUCAAUUUCAACACAUCUGAAGUAUUCUCAAAUCGUCAUCUAUACAAAAAUAAUGAAAAUCUCUAUGACACCUAUGAUAAAUCAUAUAGCACAACUCAAACCGAGAAUAACAGAAACAAUGGCAUGGAAUCUAGGAAUGUGCUGAAACCGUCUAACAAACAAACAACUGAUCCAAUGGAUAUAUUUGAUAACCUAUCCUUUACUCCUCUUAAAACUCUACAGUCUAAAAAUGAAAAAUUAGAGAAGGGCCCAAAAAUCGUCUUGAGUAUGAAUUCCGAUAGCGAAUUCGACGACAGUCUUGACAUAAAAGGUAGAAAUAAAGAAAAUGAAACACAUUCCAUAAUAUGUAUAACAUCCACUCAGAAUCCUCAAACGUGGCUGUCAGUGAAUAACUGUGAUAAACUAGUCGACAACCAAUACGCGGAGACGCCAGUUUUGCAGAAUAAGAAGAUACCGAACACAUCUUCACCAAAAGAAUUAAACAGUCCAAAUUUUUCUAUCAACACAGACUUUUCCCGAAUAAGUGAACUAUCAUUCUUGCCGCAAAGAUUUUCUACUGAACGCAAAAUGUUCCCUAAAAUUAACAACGAAACUCACGAUUUUAUCGACGAUGUCAAACUCAACACCGACACGUUUACUAAGGAUUCACCGUACACCCCUCUAGACCAAUAUCGCAAUCAGUUGCCUGAGCAGAAGCAACCGCUUCUGAGCAGAGACAACUCCAAGAUGUGUCGCCAAGCUCUUUUUAAAGAGAACAUGCAGCAGAUGCACCAGAGAGAAAACGCGAGACAGCAUUUACAAGUGCCAGAAAACAGUGUAUGGUCCAAUGACUUUAGAGCCGUCUCUUCUCCGCCCCGGUCAGUGACGCCGCCUUUGCAGUCGAUACCUGAGGAAAGCACGCAAUACCCAGACACAUACAACUUCGAUAAAUCCGAUAAACAGACUACUUUUACAAUCAACAGAACCUUCGACAAACCUCUAGACCAAAUCAACACUUCCAUCGCUAAUAGGCAGUCGACAUGGUCAAAGAAGAGUAAAAGAGUAGAGACAAACCUGUGGAAGGUACCCGCGCCUGUAACUAAAAAGGAUAAACCAAGGAACAGCAUUAAAAGUAGAGAUUCUAUGCACGAGAAGGGAAAUCGUACCUUCGAUAAGAGCAAAAUAGUACAGAAUACAUCUUUUAAUCAGUACGGAAGUGUUUACGCGCAGUCUUUCACCGUGGAUCCCUUCCUAUCCUCCACGUACUUUUACGACGAGGAAGCGGUCGAAAAAUUCGAAACCGAAUUCAAAAGAUGGCUGAAUUAUAUUUUGACCCCACCCGCAGAUUUAGACAGCAACGUCGAGUACAAAUUCGACGUUGGCAAAGCGUGGAUCGAAAAUAGAAACAAGGAGAUACCCCUCGCUCCUACAAAAGAACAAGUGUGCAGCGCCUACCAUAACAGUUACAGAUUGGAAAGCUUGCGCAGAUCAGCAAGAAAUCUCUUGCUGAGUCCCGAUGUUUCCCAAGUCUUUCUAAAGCUGAACGCCCAAAUUGAGAAGAAGUUGAUAGCUAUACGCAAUGACAGGAAUCUACAUUUGGAUAUCGGUCUCCAGAAGGUUAUAAUGGAAAUUCUACUCUCCUACAAUCCACUGUGGCUAAGAAUAGGAUUGGAAGCUAUUUACGGCAUCGUUUUACCUCUCAAAUCGAACAGCGAUAUAGAAGGUCUGACAGUAUUCAUUAUUCAGAGAAUGUUCAAGAAUCCUCACCUGAAGAAUAAGCAUUCGAAAAGCUCGGCACCCAAUAUGCUGCUUCCGGCGUAUAUGGAGGCAAUAAAAAAGUUUACUCUCAAGAAGUUCUUCAUGCUCGUAUUCUUCUUGGAUCAGGCUAAACAGAAGAAGCUGAUAUCGCACGAUCCGUGUCUGUUCUGCCGCAACGCUAUCUGCAAGGAGAGCAGAGAGAUUAUAAUUCGCUUCACAAGGGAACUCAUAGCCGGUAUCGGAGAUAUAACCAAGCACCUUCGUCCGCUCGGCUACGUAGUCAGCCACAAGCAGUCCUAUUUAGAUGAAUACAAAUUCGCCGUGCAUAACUUAGCGGUCGAUAUCAGGGACGGGGUCCGUUUGACGAAAGUAAUGGAAAUAAUUCUCAUGAAGCACAGCUUGAUGAAUCAGUUGAGAACCCCCGCCAUAUCGAGGCUCCAGAAAAUUCACAACGUACACGUCGCUUUGAAUGCGUUGAAAGAAUCAAAUUUCACUAUCGUCGGAGAUAUAACUUCUACGGAUAUCGCCGACGGUCAUAGAGAAAAAACGCUGUCACUUCUCUGGCAGAUUAUUCAUGUCUUCCGUGCGCCGCUGUUUGAAAAAGCGGCGAACGUUAUUCAAACGUGGUGGAGGAAAAAAUUCGAAGUUAUAAUGGAGAAACGCAGGGAGGAGGAAAGAAUUCUAGCGCAGCGAAAUGCAGCGGCUGCUCUCAUCCAAGAUUGGUGGAGACGAAUUCAGUACAAUAAAAUGGUUGAGCACAAAAUGGCCCAGAUCACCACUGCCACAGUGAUCAUACAGAAAUACUGCCGCAUGUGGCUGUGUCGCAAUAAGCUACGAUUAGCCAAAUUGAGCGUUUGGAAAAUAUGCGAUUGGUAUAAAAGAGUGAAGAUGAUCAGAGAAGCGAAAGCAACGCUGUGUAUGUUGAAGCAGCAAAGGGAGCAACUUCGACAAAAGUCCGCUGUGGUUCUACAGUCGUACGUGAGACGAUGGCUUUGCGUUAAACAGUAUAAGCAAAUAGUUAGAAAGGUCAUCCUAAUACAGAGCGUAGUGCGAUGCUUUCUAAUGAGAAGGCAAUAUCUGCACGCGCAGAAAUCUAUAGUAUUCGUCCAAAAGAUGUAUAAAAACAAACUUUUGAUGCGCAAAGAGAUGAAACAAUUUUCGGAGGUCAGAAAACGUGUAAUCAUAAUUCAGAGUUUUGUAAGAAUGGUGUUACAGCGAAGGUCCUAUUUGAGAUUAAAGGAAGCUGUAAAAACUGUAGAUGAAAUUUAUAAGGCGAAAUUGGAAAUGAGAAUACAGCGCAAUCGUUAUGUUAAUCUAAGACUUAGUGUAAUCAAAAUACAAUCAAUAUUUAGAGGAAGGCGAGACAGAAGAAAGUAUCUAAAACAAAGGGACCUAAUUAUUUCGGUGCAAAGAAAAGUUAGAGCCAACCAGUGUAUGAAACGCGAUAGAGAAAACUUCUUGCGUCUCAAAAACGCCACAAUCGUACUACAGAAACGUAUAAAAUCGUAUUUACUUAAGAAAUCUCUUAGAUCUGAAUACAUUUUAAAACGCCAAUCUGCAAUUAAAAUUCAGAGUUAUUUCAGAGCAUAUUUAUUAGGUAAAAUGCAAAAGAAUUAUUAUGUACAGUUGAAAAAAUCCACAAAAGUUAUUCAAGAUAGAUAUCGCAGUAUCAUUGCAAUGCGUCGUGACAGGCAAACGUUCAUGAAAUUGAAAUCAUCGGUGAUAGUUGUACAACGACGCUACAGAGCCCAACUUUUAAUGCGUGAUAAUAAAGCAAGAUAUGAACAGUUGAAAAAGUCAUGUAUUUUAAUUCAAAAUAAGUACAGAGCAUUGGUGGCAGUGCGUAUAGAGUUAGAACGGUAUCAAAUGCUGAAAACGGCUUGUAUAAUGAUACAAAGACGUUACAGAGCAAAUGUGUUAGCAAUACAACAACGACAGAUUUAUCUCAGACAAAAAGACGCAGCAAUUAAAAUUCAAACCUGGCUGAGAUCUGUAAAGAAAGGAAAAGAAGUCAAACAAGAUUUUGUACAAAAGAAACAGGCCUGCAUAACAAUACAGACAUAUUAUCGCGCUUUUAUUAUAGGGAAACAACAAAGACAAGAAUAUAUUAGGAUAAGAACGGCUACUAUUUGUAUACAAAAGUAUUACAGAAGUUAUAUUUUGACGAAAACAAUACGCCAAGAGUUUAUAAGACUGAAAUCAUCAACUGUGACCAUUCAAAGAUUUUAUAGAUCAUUUGUAGAAAUGAAACAACAGAAAGAGAACUAUUCGAAGACAAGAAAUGCAAUAAUCACAAUUCAAAACUACUUUAGAUGUUAUCUAGAAACUAAAAAACUGAGAUAUGAGUAUGUAAAAUUAAAGGCGGCAGCGGUGUGCAUACAGCGGCGGUACCGAAGUUUAUGCUUGAUGAGAAAUGAACGAGCAACAUAUUUGAAACUAAAACAGAGUGCCAUCUCAGUACAGAGAAGGUACCGAGCUAUGCUAGCCAUGAGAAAAGACCGAAAAUUAUAUCUAGAACGAAAAUCGGCUGCAAUAAUCAUACAAAACAAGUUCAGGGCUUGGUGCACGAUGAAAAGGCGAAGGACUGAGUAUUUAACCACUUUAAGAGCAUGUAUAACUAUACAAGCUAGGUAUAGAGCUUAUUGGAUAGGUAUGAUACAAAGAAAUGAAUAUUUAAAAGUAAGACAAGCUAUAGUAACUGUUCAGCAAAGAUAUAGAGCUAAGCUUGCUAUGAGAAAAGCUAGAAAUUCCUACGUUACUUUACGUAAAAAUGUCGUUACAUUUCAAGAAAGAUUCCGAGCAAAUAAACUUAUGAGAACUUGUAGAUUCGAAUAUGUGCAAAAACUUAUAGCAUGUGUUACAAUUCAAAGGCGUUACAGAGCAUACAGAAUAGGCAAACAGCAGAGAGACAACUACGAAUUAAUGAGAAAAUCCGCAGUACUUAUUCAAAGACGCUACAGAGAGUAUAGAGAAUAUAUAAUGGUUCAUUCCAAUUAUUUGCAGCUACGCAACGCUGUUAUAACUGUACAACGACGACUCAGAACUAAUAAUGAGGCUAGGAAAUGUCGCUCCGAAUUUUUGAACAUCAGAAACAAGGUUAUUUUUAUUCAAUCAUAUUUCAGAAUGUUUUUCUUACGCAAACAGUUCGUAAGAAUUCGUGAUGCCGCUACUGAGAUUCAAGUAUUCUAUCGCAAUGCCAAGUUGGCGAAGCAAGAGAGAGAAAGGUAUAUCAGCACGAGACAUGCGAUUAUUAAGCUGCAAGCUCAUGUAAGAUGCUUCAUUCAAAGAAAACGUUACUUACGCAUACGAAGUACUGUUCUAGCUAUACAAGCUCUCUAUAGAUUGAAGAAGCAUAGGGAUCGGUUGAAAAAGAGACAAAUAGAAGCGGCCAUAUGUAUACAGAAAAAUAUAAGAUGCUAUUUACAACAAUCUUGGUACAAAAAUUAUCGGGCACGCGUGAUUUUCAUACAGAAGUUAUGGCGCAGUAAGCUGCAUACUCGCUACGUGCGAUGCGAUUUCCUACAAAAGAAAACGUUAGUAACGAAGUUGCAAGCAGCUAUCAGAGGGUAUUUAGUGAGAAGAAAGGUGACACUGAAAAAAGAAGAGUUAAUACGAAUUAAAGAGGAGAAGAGACAGAACUGGGCUGCGACUAAAAUUCAGGCACUUUUCCGCGGGCACAAAGUCCGUGCGACAGACGACAGGCGUGCGAAGGACCUGCGUCGGCGAUGGCGCGAGGGAGCGCUGCGCUCCACUCAGGAGUCCCUCAAAGACCGCAACGAGGAAGCCAUGGACGUCCUGCGGAAUAUGUCCGAUAUCGAAACUGUUAUAAGGGCGUUUAGAUCUCUAGAACUUCUAACGGAAGUAUUCCCGAUGAUGUACAAUUCUAACGCGUCGUCCAUAGUCCGUCGCGUCUACAUAUACAUGUCCCUGGCGAACAGAUCCAUUUCGAGUAUAGAAAUGUUGAAGUCGGCAGCUUCUAUUCUCGUUAACCUAGCCAGGUACAGGAUAACGGGACCGAAAAUUUACGAUAGAGAGAGGAUAGAACCAGUAUUGAAGUUCAUGUGGAGGUUCAGUAACAGCGAAGUUGAAUUAUUCCGUAUAUUGGCUACUUACCUUUGGCUGUUUACAAAAUAUCACGCAAUUAAAAAGGAUCUUGCAGAAUUUUUGCGUUUGCCAGAAAAUCAUAAGAUGCUCGUCACAAUUAAAGGCAAUGUGCUACGCAUGAAAAGAAUGGCAAGCAAACACAGAAAUAGGAUUAGUUGUACUCCCCAACAUCCCAAGACCGUGUCCCAUACUAUGAACAUGUCAUUGAGGGAUAGUAUUAGUGUGAGUUCCAAUCAUGGCAUCCGCAACAUUACUUUGCCCACCUUGGAACCAGAUUAUGGAAUAGUAAGAGCUGAUAAGCCACGUUACUUCGAAGACGCGGAGGAAGCCAUACUUUGCCUGUUCCACGCGUAUGAGUUAUAAUCGUGUCCAUUAUUAUAAUACUUUGUAAGUUUUUGCAUGUAACAUUUUAUGGAUUAGGUAAUUUUUAGUAAUAUUAAUAUAUUGCUACUUCUAUGACUAAGGAUCUCAAUUGGGGACUGAUUUCCCCAUCUGAGACUUUGCAAGAAUAUUUAAUUGUUGAUAAUAUUUGAUAUUAUUCAGUUUAAGGUUUCUUAAUCACUAAUGUUUCACCUAA